Molecule: messenger RNA, 747 nt
Organism: Prunus avium (sweet cherry)
Lineage: Eukaryota; Viridiplantae; Streptophyta; Magnoliopsida; Rosales; Rosaceae
Source: RefSeq, a predicted model, not a curated record
UUAACCCAAUGCAUAGCUUGCUUAUGGAAACAACAUUGGUCAUAUUGGCGCAAUCCACCAUACACUGCCAUAAGGUUGAUCUAUACAGCCAUCAUAGCCUUGAUGUUUGGGACAAUGUUCUGGAACCUUGGCUCCAAAACAACGAAACAACGGGAUCUCUUCAAUGCAAUUGGUUCUAUGUAUGCUGCUGUUCUCUUUCUUGGUAUUAAAAAUUCUACAACAGUGCAGCCAGUCGUAGAUGUGGAAAGAACAGUCUUCUAUAGAGAACGAGCUGCCGGAAUGUAUUCUGCCUUGGCAUAUGCCUUUGCACAGGUUACAAUUGAGAUCCCUUAUGUUUUUGCACAAGCAGUUAUCUAUAGUGUCAUAGUUUAUGCAAUGAUUGGGUUUGAGUGGACUUUGGCUAAAUUCUUGUGGUACCUGUUCUUCAUGUAUUUCACAUUUUUGUACUUCACCUACUAUGGCAUGAUGGGGUUCGUCAUUCCCCGAACCAGGAUUCCUAUAUGGUGGAUAUGGUACUAUUGGGCAUGUCCAAUGGCUUGGACCUUGUAUGGACUGGCUACGUCACAAUUUGGAGAUAUACAGGACAAGCUUGAGACUGGUGAAACAGUGGAAGAAUUUAUGCAGAAUUACUUUGGUUUCAAGCAAGAAUUUAUAGGAGUGGUGGCUGCUGUGGUGGUUGGAUUCACUCUACUCUUUGCAGUUAUCUUUGCCUUGUCCAUCAAGAAGUUGAAUUUCCAGAGGCGAUGA